AUGCCUACUUGGGCGUGCCGCUCGCAUACCGUCGAUAUGCUUGCUUCUACUUCCGCCACUACUAUCGAGACCGUCCGGAAAGCGACCGUGAUGGCUCGCGCUCAUCUUCUGAGCCCUGUUGAACCACCUCAGCUCUCUCUCGCCUCGUGCAUGCGACUAAACGACCAAAGCGUAGUCCAUCGUCCCAGGAACAGUGGCUGUAAAAAGCUGUCUAGCCGUACGUGCGGAUUCCAUUUUCAACCUUUUCAGACACAUGGCCGCUGUGAGACCUCUGGUAACUGCUUCAGCCAUGUGCUUCUUGAACCUCAGUCUCGCAUCCGUGAUGACGCCCAAGAUCUUGGCUUUCAGUUUCGGCUUGAUCACGUCUCCCUUGAUCGUGAACGGUAUACGACUGGUACGGUCGACGAUACGGGUAAAGUGCACGAUGACCGUCUUGUCGCACUCAAAUGUCUCCCAUACCAGUGCACGAUCGAUGAUGGCCUAAAUACCUUCUCUGUUGUCUUCCGCCGUCGGACCUGUGACCCAGGCUGA
Messenger RNA from Fusarium proliferatum ET1, 531 nucleotides. RefSeq lists its product as uncharacterized. The record is from RefSeq and is a predicted model, not a curated record. NCBI's taxonomy places the organism in Eukaryota, Fungi, Ascomycota, Sordariomycetes, Hypocreales, Nectriaceae. The transcript has a single exon. Bases 1 to 531 code for a protein of 176 amino acids.